AUGGCCGGUAAGGGUGAUCUCUGGACUGAGCUGGAGAAAAGGUACUGCCCCCCGCUCGAUCCAGCUCUCUUCGCCGCCAUCUUCUCCGAUUACGAUAUUGAGUCUCCUGAUCAGGUCAAGGAGCUCCGACAAAAUUUAGACACUCUGCAAGAGCUUGCCGUUCAACAAGAGUUCCUCCCAUUCGAUCCUUCCGGUACUGCCAACGAUACAGAGCAUGAUGUCGUCGAUCUCGGAGGGGCUUUUUCAGAGCCUGCGAUGACUGCUCAGACGGACCAGACCAGCAUGGUGUCAAGCUUGUUAUCGGAUGACAGCAUUUACAAGGGCAAAAGAAGCGUGAGAUACACGCUCGCUGCGGACGGAUCUCGAGAGCUUACGGGCGCAACGCCUCAUAAGAGUGUUAACAACCUCCUUGAGAUGUUCCCCAGCUUGUCGCGCAUUGAUAUCGAGCUUGAGCUGAAGAAGAACAAUGGCGAUGUCACGAAAUCAAUGGAUGUCCUUUUGAACCAGGCUUUCUUUGAUGAGACGAAGGACGCUCCCGAGGACAUUCGAAUCAAUGUCCCAAAAGGAAUCGACGGAUUUGUCACGGAAGAUAACGUCGCAUCACGCCAGUCCGAGAGAAAGAAAAAGAACAAGAAGUACCAAAAGCUGGAUAUCAAACGAGGUAGAAGCUCCGACUGUGCUCCUGUUAACAAGUGGGAGACUGGCCAAGCGGACAUUGAUUUCAUCUGUUCCCGCGCGCUGAAUGCUUCCAAGACACAUGUGACAUCAUUGUACUAUGCGCAUUCUGCAUCUCUCUCAUCCACAAUUCGCGCCAUAGCAUUGACCAAAGCGCCGAAGACAAUGGCGGAGGUCGAUGGUGAAUCCAUCAUAAUGACCCAAAUCCCAGAGCUUCGAGCACAAUUUCCCUCAGUCGAGCCUACCACGCUGGUCGGGUUGCUUCGGCUCACACGGCACAUGAUGUCUGCGACGCAGGAGCUUGCUGAAGCUAUGGUCAAAGCUACUGAGGUCUCCGCUGAGGACUUCGUCAAACUCUCUAUGGCUCCAUUGAGUCUGGAAAACCCGGAGGACGUGACUGACGCCAAGGGCCACCGACGCGGAGCGCCAUCUAUCUCGUAUGGGUUCGAAGAGGCAAAGUCGCGCGCCGAGAGCAAGUUUUCUGCUGGCAGAGCCGCACGAGAGCAGGCCUCUCAAGCAGCUCGACGUGCGCGGUCAAACCCCCUGUACGGCGGCGCCGCGGCAGUUUACCACGAAAGGUCACGCGAGAUGCGUGAGAUGGCUUUUCAAGAACUCGCAGUGGCAUCUGACUGGCUGGUGGACCAGCAGUCCUCGUCGGGUGACCUGGAUCUCCACGGCGUCACCGUGGCCAAUGGAGUCCGCAUCGCCCGCGAGCGAGUGGAGGCAUGGUGGAAGGGACUGGGGGACGCGAAGCACAUCCGUGGCAGGGCCCAUGGAGGCUACAAGAUUAUCACAGGCGUUGGAAUCCACAGCCCCGAUGGCACCUCCCGUUUGGGUCCUGCUGUGAGUCGGAUGCUCGUGGAGGAGGGGUGGAAGGUGGAGAUCAACCGAGGAUAUCUCAUUGUCACAGGCGCCUCCAUGCAGACAUCAAUCUUACGGACCGCAAGAUCAUUUCAUCGAUUCCGCUUGUUGAAUCACUUUGGUCAACUUGCACGAUUCCACUCAACUUCGACUCGCAAGGCCCCUCGUCUCACUCCAGGCGGCAAGACAUUUCGCGCAGCCCCAACAAUUCCAUUUCUCGGUGCCUUCUUCAGCUCCAAAGAGCCCAAAGAAAGCAUGUCUUAUCCGGGUCAAAGAAGCGAGGAUGAGUGGAGAGCGGUCCUCAGCCCAGAACAAUUUCGAAUCCUGAGAGAGAAAGGCACCGAGCGACCUGGCUCGGGCGAAUACGACGCUCACUAUCCAUCGGAGGGGGUCUAUACCUGCGCCGGGUGUGCAGCUCCUCUAUAUAAGGCCAGCCACAAAUUCAAAUCGGGGUGCGGGUGGCCCGCGUAUUUUGAUUCCAUCCCUGGCGCAGUGACCAGACACGUUGAUAACACAUUCGGAAUGGAGCGGACCGAGAUCGUUUGCACCAACUGUGGUGGUCAUCUGGGCCAUGUCUUUGCGGGUGAAGGGUACCCCACGCCGACGGAUGAGCGGCACUGUGUGAAUAGCAUCAGCUUGCGCUUCACCGAGGAUACCAAAGGCCCGAAUGACAAGGCCAAGGCGUAA
Penicillium chermesinum is the source of this 2223-nucleotide messenger RNA. Its product is annotated as Peptide methionine sulfoxide reductase MrsB. The record is from RefSeq and is a predicted model, not a curated record. The coding region runs from base 1 to 2223 and encodes 740 amino acids. Gene Ontology annotation, molecular function: peptide-methionine (R)-S-oxide reductase activity; protein binding. The transcript has 4 exons. Gene Ontology annotation, biological process: protein repair; response to oxidative stress. Lineage: Eukaryota; Fungi; Ascomycota; Eurotiomycetes; Eurotiales; Aspergillaceae.